Molecule: messenger RNA, 3983 nt
Organism: Cricetulus griseus (Chinese hamster)
Lineage: Eukaryota; Metazoa; Chordata; Mammalia; Rodentia; Cricetidae
Source: RefSeq, a predicted model, not a curated record
AUUGAAUGUUUCAACAUGUAUUUAAAAAGCGAUUCAGGCUUAGGAGGAUGGAUAGCCAUACCAGCUGUAGCUGAUGUUCUCAGAUACUCUUGCAUUGUUUGCUGGUCUUCUAGGGAAAAGAACAAUGUGGAACAGGACCUUAAAGAGAAGGAAGACACAGUUAAACAGAGGACAAGUGAGGUUCAGGAUCUUCAAGAUGAAGUUCAAAGGGAGAGUAUUAAUCUGCAAAAACUACAGGCCCAGAAGCAGCAGGUGCAGGAACUCCUUGAUGAGCUGGAUGAGCAGAAAGCCCAGCUGGAAGAGCAGCUCAAGGAAGUCAGGAAAAAGUGUGCUGAGGAGGCCCAGCUGAUCUCUUCCUUGAAAGAUGAAAUAACUAGUCAAGAAUCUCAGAUCUCCACUUACGAGGAAGAGCUGUCAAAAGCUAGAGAAGAACUAAGUCGCCUACAAGAAGAAACAGCACAACUGGAAGAAAGUGUGGAGUCAGGAAAGGCUCAGCUGGAACCUCUUCAGCAGCAUCUACAGGAAUCACAACAGGAAAUCAGUUCAAUGCAAAUGAGACUGAUGGAAAUGAAAGAUUUGGAAAAUCAUAAUGACCAAUCAAAUUGGUGCAGUAGCCCACAAAGCAUUCUUGUAAAUGGCGCUACAGAUUAUUGUAGCCUCAGCACCAGUAGCAGUGAAACAGCCAACCUCAAUGAACAUGCUGAAGGACAGAACAAUCCAGAAUCUGAACCCAUACACCAGGAGUCAUCAGUGAGAAGUAGUCCUGAAAUAGCAGCUUCUGAUGUGACUGAUGAAAACGAAGUUGUGACUGCAGCUGGUAAUGAAAAAGUUAGUCCCAGAUUUGAUGAUGACAAGCAUUCAAAAGAGGAAGAUCCAUUUAAUGUAGAAUCAAGUUCACUGACAGAUCCAGUUGCAGAUGCGAACUUGGAUUUUUUCCAGUCCGAUCCUUUUGUUGGCAGUGAUCCUUUCAAGGAUGAUCCUUUUGGAAAAAUUGAUCCUUUUGGUGGUGAUCCUUUCAAAGGUUCAGAUCCAUUUGCAUCUGACUGCUUCUUUAAGCAGUCUUCUACUGACCCUUUUACCACUUCAAGCACUGACCCUUUCAGUGCAUCCAGCAAUAGCAGCAAUACAUCGAUAGAAAUUUGGAAGCACAAUGACCCAUUUGCUCCUGGUGGAACAGUUGUUGUUGCAGCUAGUGAUUCAGCCACAGACCCUUUUGCUUCUGUUUUUGGAAAUGAAUCAUUUGGGGAUGGAUUUGCUGACUUCAGCACAUUGUCAAAGGUCAACAAUGAAGAUCCUUUUAAUCCUACCAUAUCAAGUUCUUCCAGCAAUGUGGUCGUUCCAAAAACUGUGUUAGAGGAAACAUCCACCAAGAGUGAGGAUGUACCUCCAGCACUGCCACCCAAGAUUGGAACUCCAACAAGACCCUGCCCGCCACCCCCUGGGAAAAGACCCAUCAACAAAUUGGAUUCUUCUGAUCCCUUUAAACUGAAUGAUCCAUUUCAGCCUUUCCCAGGCAAUGAUAGUCCCAAAGAAAAAGAUCCUGAUAUGUUUUGUGAUCCAUUCACUUCUACUGCCACUACCAAUAAAGAGGCUGACCCAAGCAAUUUUGCUAACUUCAGUGCUUAUCCCUCUGAAGAAGAUAUGAUUGAAUGGGCGAAGAGGGAAAGUGAGAAAGAAGAGGAGCAGAGGCUUGCCAGACUCAACCAGCAGGAACAAGAAGACCUGGAGCUUGCCAUUGCACUAAGCAAAUCGGAGAUAUCAGAAGCAUGAAGAGAUACCUAUCCUUUGUCAGCAGGACAGUGCUCUUCUUGGAUGCUGCAGCUAUUUACCAUGUGCAUCAAACUUCCUAUGAGCAUGGGAUACAAAAAGUUUGAGAUUCCUAUAAAUGUGACAGAAGUGGAGCUUGUGGUUUCUUUUUUGGGGGGGGAGCUAUUUCAAAUGUGUCUUUUAUUUUUUCUUCCAAAAACAGUACCCUAGUUAGACAGCGUCCCCUAGACCCCUGUUCUGGUGUGCAUUUACAGUGAGCUCUUGCCUGCUUAUACUAUUCCCUGAAAAGCUAGAGCACCACGCCUCUGCCCUCUGGAACCUAGCAGAUGUAGUUUCGUGCUGUUCUGCCCCUUGUUCUGUAGUUCCUAUGACAGCAACUGGAGUUCUGAAAGUGUGCAGGUAUUCUCCCUGAGCUGAGAGGUGGAAGAGAGGAAAGGGAAAGAGCAUCCUGUUUCUUUUUUCAGUACAAUAGCCAGUUAAAAGUGCAUCAUAUGUACUUCUGGAGAAAAUACAACUUGUUAUCUAGAGACAAGGCAACAUAUUCUGUAAAGAUCAGCUCCACUAGAUGAAUUAAUUUAAACUAUUAUUGCUCCAGGCUCAAGUAAUUCAUAAAUAAAAGCAUUAAAGCCUUGUAUGUGAAACAUCUUUAAAACAACUUUCUCUGGACUUAAAAGAAUUUUAAUAUUAACAGAUACCUCGAUGCACAUUUCCUAGUUUAAAAAAAAAUCUUACAAAUCAAAUUUGUAAGGAAAUGUUCAUAUUAAGUGCUAGUGAGGAAAACUUGUAAAUUAAAAUACAGCCUGUCAGUUUAAGCAAACAGUUAGCCUGAACCCAUCCGCCUUGCAGCCACACUGGCCUUCUUAGUUCAGAAGUGUCCUGAGCUAGAAUUGGAAGGUACUUGGUUUUUCAUUAUAUGUUUUGUUUCUUUAGUGACGGCCCAGCUAUUUUCAGUGAUACAAAUGAAAGAAGUAACAUAUAUUCCCUCGCUUUUUGUCUGUCUUUGUAGUUUAAAUUAUUUCAUUUAUUUUACUUUUUUUCACCUGUAAAAUUAGCAAGCUAUUCCCUAUCCCACCCCACCCCCCAAAAAAUUCCUGGUUUUUAAAUUGGGAGAAAAAUAAACAGACUUGUCAAAUUAUCAGAGCCCUGCUUUUGUUACACCCAUCUUUUGCUAGACUGUCCUGACAGACAGCUGGAUUUAAAAUGAACUGUGAAGUGGACUAUAAAUUGGAUCUUUUUUUUUUUAACAUGAGUUACUAAUUUGGUGUUUUCAAUACCAAGAUAAAGAAAAUGCACCUACAAACUAAUAAAAAUUCUCUAGGGUCACCAAGUUAAGGUGGUAUUGAACUGUGUUAACCAGAGUAACUUACUACCUGGCCUAUAAAUAAACCCCACAGUACCUAAUCAGUCCAUCUUGAAAUGGUGCUUUUUUGUUUGUUUUUGUUGUUGUUUCCACACACUAUUGGAUGGCUGGAAUUUAAAGCAAACUACCACCUUCUUCUUGCACUGCUUUUUUCUACUUUUGUAAAUGAAUAUUUCAGCAUAAAAGUCAUAUAUACGACAUAAGGGCUGAAUCAUAACCACAAGGCUUUAAUUGUGAUAACUAAUCCAGUGGCCUAAGUAUUUGUUGCAAACAGUGACUGAGAAGGUCAUGUUGAGAGUGUGAUAGGCAGUGUUUUCUGUUUGUUCCCCCUCCCCCUCUCUCUUCAGGAGAAAGGUAAGUUGACUUGAAUAACCUUCUUUUGCACUGAGAAAAGUGAAAAAUGUUUGAAAUGCUUUAAAACUUUUUUAAUUAAAAAAUACUCUGGAAAUAUUAAAAAUCUGUAACUUAAUAAACAGCAACUUCUGAUGUGUAGUAAGUGUGCCCUAAUCUUCAGUGCACUUAGCUGGGUCAUAUAGACUCAUCCUUAGUUAAGAUGUGUAUACUCAGUGGGCCAGUGUUGUACUAAACUGUGUAUAUAUUAUAUAAACAUAUCUAUAUCUCCAUGCUUGAUUGUAUAGGACAAAUGUCUUAAAGAGUCAUUUGUGAUGUCUUAUGGUGUUGACCCUGGCUCCAGAGCCUGCGCUUGAAACAAAGUUUUAACCAUCUUUUACCUAUUUGUUCAGCUUUAUUUGAGCUCUCUUCACAGAAUUUUUCUCAUGUUUCAAACUUAUAAAUUACAGUUGUAAUUAUGAGAAUAAUAAACUUUAAGAAAUAAAAAGUGAACUAUCUAUCAUUU